CUUUGCAGGGUCCUUAUAGCGCGGAGUCGGGCUCUAAAAAAAUUAAGAAGAAAAGAGAAAGAAAAGAGAGGAAUGUCUUUACGUCGCAAAGACUCCGCACGCCGUGCCGAGUGACCGAGCGGAGAGAGCCCCUCCCCCACCCCCACCACCCCACCAGGCGAGACCAUGGAGGAGAUGGACAGCAAACCCUACCAGCCGCUGUCGAAGGGCCGCCACGAGAUGGAGAUGUCCUACACCAGCUCGUCGGACGAGAGCGAGGACGGCCGCGCCCACCACCACCGCUCCUACACGUCGCGCGAGACCCUCCCCGACUACACCCACGAGCUGCGCCUCACCCUCGGGUCGCACCGGGAGAGGCAGAGCAACUACAGCCAACAGCCACAGCCAGAAUUAGACUUCUGCAAAGUCGGUCCAAUGAGGAGCCCCAACUACCACGUCCACCCCCAGCAGCAGCAUCAGCAGCAGCAGCAGGAGGACGAGGAGGAGGCGCUGUGCUCCGGACCGGCCGCCCACGGCCACAGCCGCUACUCCCUGGGCGUGGGCUCCGACGUGGACACGGAGCCCGAGGUGGACCCCUCCCCCGCCCACGCCGGCCUGCAGCACAUGUGGAUGCGCGGCCUGAAGUCCGAGCAGAGCUCGUGCCUGACGAGCCGCGCCAACUCCGCCCUGUCCCUCACCGACACCGAGCACGACAGGAAGUCCGAGCCCGACAACGAGCUGCCCAGCAGUCCCGGUGGUCAGUUCACGUUCCGCCCGCUGCCCCCGCCGCCGCCGCCGCCCCACGCCUGCACCUGCGCCCGCCCGGCGCCCUUCACCCAGGUGAGCCUGCAGAGGAAGACCAUGCCGACGCGGUGCCAGGGCGGCCAGGCGGCGGCGGACGCUGGCUCGGGCGCCGACCCGGCGCAGCUUCACAACAGCUGGGUGCUCAACAGCAACAUCCCCCUGGAGACCAGGCACUUCCUGUUCAAGCAGGGCUCCGGGUCCUCGGCCCUGCUGUCGGGCGCGGGGCAGGGCUACCCGCUGACCUCGGGGACGGUGUACUCCCCGCCGCCGCGGCCCCUCCCGCGGAGCAGCGUGACCAGGCCGCUCUUCACCUUCAACAAGCCUCACCGCUGCUGCAACUGGAAGUGCACGGCGCUGUCGGCCUCGCUGCUCACCCUCACCUUGGCCCUGCUGCUCACCUACGUCAUCGCGGUCCACCUGCUAGGUCUGACCUGGCAUCUGCGGCACGGCGAGAGCCAGCUGUACGAGAACGGCCUGAGCUCGGCGGACCACCAGCAGGAGGACCGCAGCAAGUCCAGACCCACCAGCUCCGUCCACCUGCUGGACGCGCUGAACCCGGAGAACACGCACGGCGCCGACAAAGAGAAAUGGGCGCGCGGCCGCGCCAUCGACCGCGGCGAGGUCGUCGUCGGGACCCUGCAGAGCCAGACGAUCCCGCCGGGACUCUUCUGGAGGUUCCACAUGACCGUGCACCACCCGACCUACAUCAAGUUCAACCUGUCCCUGUCGCACAACGCGCUGCUCGGGGUCUACGGACGCCGGAACAUUCCGCCCACGCACACUCAGUUCGACUUUGUGAAGCUCCUGGACGGGAAGGCGCUGCCCAGGUCGUUGACCGACCCCGUCUCCGCCGCCAAAGCCCCCAAAGGCCUGCUGCUGAGCGGCCUCCAGGAGACGGGCUUCAUCGAGUACAUGGACCCCGGCACCUGGCACCUGGCGCUCUACAACGACGGGCGCAACCUGGAGCAGGUGCUGCUGCACAGCACGCCCAUCGACUCAAUGGACGGCUGCUCCACGGACUGUAACGGGAAGGGGGAGUGCGUGGCGGGUCACUGCCACUGCUUCGCCGGCUUCUUGGGUCCCGACUGCGCCAAAGACUCGUGCCCCGUGUUGUGCAGCGGCAACGGCGUGUACGAGAAAGGGAGGUGCGUGUGCCUGGCCGGGUGGAAGGGGGCGGAGUGCAACGUGGAGGAGGCCCAGUGCAUCGACCCCACCUGCUCCAACCACGGCUCCUGCAUCCAGGGCAUGUGCAUCUGCGGCCCGGCCUACAAAGGGGUGAACUGUGAACAAGUGGACUGCGCGGACCCUCAGUGCGGCGGACACGGCGUGUGCGUGCGCGGCGAGUGCGUGUGCUCGGCCGGCUGGGCGGGCGUGAGCUGCGACGACCCGCUGCCGGCGUGCCAGGAGCAAUGUUCCGGUCACGGGACCUACCUGCCCGAGUCGGACACCUGCGCCUGCCAGCCCAACUGGACCGGACCGGACUGCUACACCGAGCUGUGCCCGGUGCCGUGCGGCGGCCAUGGCGUUUGCUCCGAGGGCGAGUGCCAGUGCGAGGAGGGUUGGAUCGGCGCCGCGUGCGACCAGCGGGCGUGUCACCCUCGCUGUGAGGAACACGGCCAGUGCCACGACGGGACCUGCAUCUGUCAGCCGGGCUGGGAGGGGGAGCACUGCAACAUCGUAACUCACGACCUGGACGUGGUUGUGAAAGACGGCUGCCCCGGGCUGUGCAACGGACACGGGCGCUGCACCCUGGAGCAGAGCGGCUGGCGCUGCGUCUGCCAGGCCGGGUGGAGCGGGCCCGGAUGCAGCGUUGUCAUGGAAACUGACUGCAGCGAUGGAACUGACAACGACGGAGACGGCCUGAUGGACUGCGUGGACCCGGACUGCUGCGAGCAGCUGAGCUGCGGCUCCGACCCCCUGUGCCACGGCUCGGCCGACCCCUUGGCGUUGCUGCAGCAAGGCCCGCCUCCCGCGUCGGCCCCGCCCACCAACACGCACGCCCACAGCUUCUACCGACGCAUCCGCUUCCUGCUCGGCAAGGCGGCCACGCACUCUCUCCCCGGAGACGUGCCCUUUGACACCAGCCGGGUCGCUGUGAUCCGAGGUCGCGUCGCCUUGCACGACGGCUCGCCGCUGGUCGGGGUGAACAUCACCUUCCCGCAGCAUCCCGAGUACGGCCACACGGUCAGCCGGCAGGACGGAAGCUUUGACCUGGUGACCUUGGGCACGAUGUCCGUGACCCUGAUGUUCCAGCGGCCGCCCUUCCUGCCGCAGACGCGCACCAUCUGGACGCCGAACAACAACUUCCUGGUCCUGGACCAGGUGACCAUGUCCAGGGAGGAAGCCCCGACGCCCACCUGUGACGUCCGGAGCGUCCUGAGUCCGUACCCGCUGGUGCUGCCCUACCCGCUGCCGCGCUACACGGGGGCGUGUGCGGAGAAGGGGACGGCGGUGCCCGAGCUGCAGGCGGUCCAGGAGGAGGUUUCCAUCCCCGGGGCCUUUUUCAAGCUGAGCUAUCUGAGCACCCGCUCGGCGGGCUACCUGUCCCUGCUCCGGAUCCUGCUCACGCCGCCCUCGCUGCUGUCCCCCGUCUCGCCACUGGGCGGCCUCUCCAAGGUGCACGUCCGCGUGGCGGUGCAGGGACGGCUGUACCAGCGCUGGUACCCCGCCGGGCCCGGCCUGGUCCACCGGCUGGUCUGGAACAAGACGGACAUCUACGGCCAGGAGGUGUGGGGCCUCACGCACGCCACAGUGUCAGUCGGCUACGAGUACGAGGCGUGUCCCGGAUUCAUCCAAUGGGAGCGGAGGACGGCUCUGAUGCAGGGCUUUGAACUGAUCCCCUCCAACCUGGGCGGCUGGUCUGUGGACAAACACCACGCCCUCAACAUACGCAGCGGAAUUCUCCACAAGGGCAACGGAGAGAACGUGUUCCUCUCCCAGCAGCCUCCCGUCAUCAGCACCGUGAUGGGCAACGGGUUCUACCGGAGCGUCCCCUGCGGUCCGAGCUGCAGCGGCGCCGCCCGCGACAUGAUGCUGUUCGCCCCCGUGGCGCUGGCCAGCGGGCCCGACGGCUCCCUCUACGUGGGCGACUUCAACUUCAUCCGCAGGGUCCACCCCGACGGAUACACCAGAACCAUCCUGGAGCUCAAGAACCGGGACACCCGACACAGCACCAGCCCGGCUCACAAGUACUACCUGGCCAUGGACCCGAUGGGGGAGGUGCUGUACGUGUCGGACACCAGCAGCCGCCGGGUGUACCGGGUGAGGAACCUCGGCCAGCCCAAGGAUCCGUCACGCAACCUGGAGGUGGUGGCCGGCACCGGGGAGCAGUGUCUGCCCUUCGACCAGAGCCACUGUGGAGAGGGCCGGAAGGCGGCGGAGGCGGCGCUCAACAACCCCCGAGGUAUUGCGGUGGAUAAGAGGGGCGUGGUCUACUUCGUCGACGGCACCACCAUCCAGAAGAUUAACGAGAGGGGUCUGCUCUCCACCGUGAUUGGCUCAAACGGACUGAUGGCGACGCAGCCGCUGAGCUGCGACGCACGCAUGGACAUCAGCCAGGUGCGCUUGGAGUGGCCGACAGACCUGGCCAUCAACCCGCUGGACGACUCCCUCUACAUCCUGGACAACAACAUUGUGUUGCAGGUUUCAGAAAACAACCAGGUGCGCAUCGUGGCGGGCCGCCCCAUCCACUGCCAGGUCCCAGGCAUCGACCACCACCUGGUGAGGUGGGCGGCGGUGCGCACCACCCUGGAGGCCGCCAAGGCCAUCGCCCUGUCCCACAUGGGCACGCUGUACAUCGCCGAGACCGACGAGAGGCGCAUCAACCGCAUCCAGCAGGUGUCGACCAACGGGGAGAUAUCGGUGAUCUCUGGAGCGCCCACGGACUGCGACUGCAAGAUAGACCCCAACUGUGACUGCUUCUCCGGAGACGGAGGCUACGCCCGUGACGCCCGCCUCAAAGCCCCCUCCUCUCUGGCCGCGGCCCCCAACGGCACCUUGUACAUCGCCGAUCUGGGCAACAUCCGGAUCAGAGCCGUCGGCCCCAACCAGCCUCAGCCCAGCACGGCUGGACUGGUGGAGAUCAGCUCCCCACUGGACCAGGAGCUUUAUCUCUUCAGCCAGAAUGGAUCCCACAUGCACACCAAACACCUGAUCACGGGCCACUACCUGCACAACUUCUCCUACGUGUCGGACGGCCAGCUGUCGGCGCUGACGAGCCGCGACGGCCGCAGGCUGCAGGUGAGGCGGGACGCCCGCGGCGUGCCGCUCUGGCUGGCGCUACCUGGCGGACAGGUGUACUGGCUGUCGCUUAGCAACAGCGGAACAAUGAGAAAGGUGUCGGCCCAGGGCCACGACAUCGCCCACAUCACUUACCAUGGCAACACGGGUCUCCUAGCAACCAAGAGUGACGAGAACAGUUGGACCACUGUUUAUGAGUACAACAGCGAGGGCCGUUUGACCAACAUCACCCUCCCCACGGGCGAAGUGAGCGGUUUCCACGGCAACCUGGAGCGCUGGUCCCGGGUGGAGGUCGAGUCGUCCACCCGGGAGAACUUUAUCACCAGCACCAACCUGUCGGCCAGCGACACCAUCUACACCUUCAGACAAGACCACGCUCAGAGUUCGUACAGAGUCAGCGCCGACGGCUCGUUCCUCGUGACGCUGCCGAGCGGCAUGGAGCUGUCGCUCAUCACGGAGCCCCUCCUCCCCGGAGGCGCCGGGGGCGGAGUCAGCCCCACGGCCAGCCGCUGCAACAUCAGCCUGCCCGGCGACCACGCGCCCAGCCUGAUCGAGUGGAGGCAGCGGAAGGAGCAGAGCAAGACUAACUACAGCACUUAUGAGCGCAGGCUCAGGGCACACAACAGGAACCUGCUGUCCAUCGACUUCGACCAGAGCACCCGGGUGGGCAAGAUCUACGACGACCACAGGAAGUUCACCCUCCACAUCCAGUACGACCCGCUGGGCCGGCCCGUGGUCUGGUCGCCCAGCAGCAAGUACACCGAGGUGAACGUCAGCUACUCGGCCGGAGGGCUGCUGUCGGCCAUCCGCCGCGGGGACUGGUCCGAGCGGCUGGAGUACGAGAACGACCGCGUGGUGUCCAGAGCCUGGGUCAACGGGAAGAUAUGGAGCUACACGUACGCAGACAAAUCCAUCAUUCUGCUGCUGAACAGCCAGCGGCGCUACGUCUUCGAGUACGACCAGACCAACCGCCUGGUCGCCGUGACGAUGCCCAGCAUGGCGAAGCACACGCUGCAGUCGCUGCUGUCCAUUGGCUACUACAGGAACGUGUACACUCCCCCGGACAGCCAGUCCUCCUUCAUCCAGGACUACGCCCUGGACGGGCGGCUGCUGAGGACUCAGUACCUGGGGACGGGACGCAGCGUCAUCUACAGGUACACUCCAGCAGCGCGGCUCUUCGAGGUGGUUUACGACUCCACCCUGGUGACCUUCACCUACGACGAGGCCUCCGGCACCAUCAAGACCAUUCACCUCACCCACAACGGCUUCAUCAGCUCCAUACGCUACCGGCAGAUAGGUCCCCUGACGAGUCGGCAGAUCUUCCGCUUCAGCGAAGAAGGCCUGGUCAACGCCAGGUUCGACUACAGCUACAACAACUUCCGGGUGACCAGCAUGCAGGCGGUCAUCAACGAGACGCCUCUCCCCAUCGACCUGUACCGAUACGUGGACGUGUCGGGGCGGGUGGAGCAGUUCGGCAAGUUCAGCGUCAUCUUUUACGACCUCAACCAGGUGAUCACCACCCAUCUGAUGAAGCACACCAAGGUGUUCAACUCCUACGGCCAGGUGGUCGAGGUCCAGUACGAGAUCCUCAAAUCCAUCGCCUACUGGAUGACCAUCCAGUACGACUCGACGGGGCGCACCACCACCUGUGACAUCCGGGUGGGCGUGGACAACAACGUGACGCGCUACACGUACGAGUACGACGCCGACAGCCAGCUGCAGAGCGCCUCGGUCAACGAGCGGCCGCAGUGGCGCUACAGCUACGACCUCAACGGGAACAUCAACCUGCUCAGCCAUGGGACCAGCGCGCGCUUGACGCCGCUGCGCUACGACCAGCGGGACCGCAUCACGCACCUCGGCGAGCUGCAGUACAGCGUGGACGACGACGGCUUCCUCCGCCAGCGGGCCAGCGACCUGUUCGACUACAACUCCAACGGGCUGCUCACGCGCGUCUUCAACCGGGCGAGCGAGCACACGGCGUGGUACCGCUACGACGGGCUGGGCCGCCGCGUGGCCGCCAAGAGCAGCCAGGGCGAACAGCUGCAGUUCUUCUACGCCGACCUGUCGCACCCCACCCGGGUCAGCCACCUGUACAACCACAGCAGCAGCCUGAUCACGUCGCUGUACUACGACCUGCAGGGCCACCUCAUCGCCAUGGAGCUGAGCAGCGGCGAGGAGUACUACGUGGCGUGCGACGGCGUCGGGACGCCGCGGGCCGUUUUCUCCAGCAAGGGGCGGCUGGUCAAGGAGAUCCUCUACACGCCGUACGGCGAGGUCUACCAGGACUCCAACCCGGACUUCCAGCUCGUCAUCGGCUUCCACGGAGGCCUCUACGACCCGCUGACCCGGCUCGUCCACCUGGGGAGGCGGGACUACGACACGCUGGCCGGCCGGUGGACCUCGCCCAAUCACGAGCUGUGGGCGGAGCUGAGCAAGGAGCCGGCGCCGUUCAACGUGUACGCCUUCAAGAACAACUGCCCCGUGGGCCGCGUGGAGGAGAUGACCAAGUUCACUACGGACAUUGGCAGCUGGCUGCAGCUGUUUGGUUUCCAGCUCCAUAACGUCGUCCCGGGCUUCCCGAAGCCUGAAGUGGGCCGAAUGGAGCAAACCUACGAGCUGAUGAAGACCCAGACUAAGACGCAGGACUGGGACUCCAGCAAGGUGGUGUUGGGGAUCCAGUGUGAGCUGCGCCGCCAGCUGCGGAGCUUCAUCUCCCUGGAGAGGCUCCCGCUGGUGUCGGAGCCCGUGGGCUCCGCCCGCCACGGCCCCGCCCGCCCGCCGCCCUUCGGCUCGCGGCCCUCUCUCCUCGGCCCCAGCAUCCGCUUCGCCGUCUCCCGCGGCCGCGUCAGCGCCGAGGUCAUCGGCGUGGCCAGCGAAGACAGCCGGCGCGUGGCCGCCGUCCUGCACGGCGCCGUCCACCUGAGCGGCCUGAGCUUCACCGUGCGCGGCUGCGACACGCACCACUUCCUGCAGUCGCGCCCCAUCGAGGAGGACCUGGCGCUGGGCCUCGGGGCCGCCGGCGGCCGCGUCCUGGAGAGCGGCGUCAACGUCAGCGUGUCGCAGAUGAGCGCCGCGGUGAACGGCCGGACUCGGCGCUUCGCCGACAUCGCCCUGCGGCAGGGCGCCCUGUGCCUGUGCGUGCGCUACGGCGGCAGCGAGGAGGAGGAGAGGGCGCGCGUCAGGGAGGAGGCGAGGAAGAGGGCGGUGGAGGGGGCGUGGCUGAAGGAGAGGAAGAGGGCGGAUUUAGGGGACGUGGGGAGCCGGCCGUGGAGCGAGGCGGAGAAGCAGCAGCUGCUGUCUGCCGGACGGGUCCAGGGCUACGACGGCUACUACUCCCUCCCCGUGGAGGGGCAGCCGGAGCUCUCCGACUGCCCCUCCAACAUCCACUUCAUGACUCUCAGCGAGGCAGGGGGGGGCAGGUAACAGAGACACGAGACACGCCCCCCGCCAAAGACGCUCCACUCUGAUUUGUUCUACUGUUUCUAUACCGGAUCAAACACAAAAAAGAAGGAAGAGGACGAAGAAGACGAAGAAGAAAAAGAGCAAGAAGAGAGAUUAGGGGGGGAAAGAGUUAUUUCCAAAUGCCUUUAAUCGUGACAAAAUGAUGGUAUUUUAUUAUUAUCGUCCAGUUCUCCAAUUUCUAACAGUGGCACAAGCGGUGUGUGGUUUGGCUGUGGCUUCGCUUUUUGUAUCCCGACCGACCGACCGACCGACCGUCCGUCGUUUGCUGUUUCGACAAUGUUCUUCAUUUCGGAUUCUCUGGACUGGAGAGACAAAAGACUUUUGAGGAUCGCCAGUGAACGAGACCCUCCUCUUCAUCACGACUCAAAAACUCGAGAGCUCUCCGGUCGCCGUCUGAGUUCCUCCGUCGGUUGACCUCGGAUAUACUAUCGUUUACAUAUUGUGUGAGAGAGGCCUUGGCGACGCUGGCGCUCCCCCCUUCAGAGGAGGAAGCCCCUCCCCCUCCUCUGGUGUGUGUGUGUGUGUGUGUGUGCGUGUGCUCCAACAGUAGUGUGUAUGAGUGUGUAUACUAAGAAUCAAGAAUGUACAUAGCCAGUGCUUUCACACUGAAAAAAAGUGCUCAACUGGAAGUUCUGUUGUUCAUAAGUGUCGGUAUUGUUAAUCAAUAGAAAAAACAGUUACAUUUUUGCAAAGAGUUAUAAAUGCUAUAGUAAAUAUCCUCGCUGAAAGAAUCAAUCUGACUUUAUUGGGUUACAAUGCUGAUUAAAGUUAUUACGUGUGAAUUACCA
Pseudoliparis swirei is the source of this 9272-nucleotide messenger RNA. It is a transcript of the gene tenm1, whose product is annotated as teneurin transmembrane protein 1. NCBI's taxonomy places the organism in Eukaryota, Metazoa, Chordata, Actinopteri, Perciformes, Liparidae. The record is from RefSeq and is a predicted model, not a curated record. Gene Ontology annotation, cellular component: membrane; neuron projection. The transcript has 38 exons. Gene Ontology annotation, molecular function: protein heterodimerization activity; protein homodimerization activity; cell adhesion molecule binding. Gene Ontology annotation, biological process: heterophilic cell-cell adhesion; signal transduction; neuron development. Bases 166 to 8445 code for a protein of 2759 amino acids.